Messenger RNA from Corythoichthys intestinalis (scribbled pipefish), 1803 nucleotides. RefSeq names its product gastrula zinc finger protein XlCGF28.1-like. The record is from RefSeq and is a predicted model, not a curated record. The coding region runs from base 72 to 1502 and encodes 476 amino acids. Gene Ontology annotation, molecular function: DNA-binding transcription factor activity, RNA polymerase II-specific; RNA polymerase II cis-regulatory region sequence-specific DNA binding. Lineage: Eukaryota; Metazoa; Chordata; Actinopteri; Syngnathiformes; Syngnathidae. Gene Ontology annotation, biological process: regulation of transcription by RNA polymerase II. The transcript has 4 exons.
UGUGUCCAGCAUUGUGGUCUAAAAAAUCAUUAGCUAAUCUUCGUCUCAGCAUUUACAAAUCAAGUGAGAAAAUGUCCGCGAGACCGGAGGAACUUUGUGGCGAGAAAGAGGAGCCCCCACGUCACCGACACUCGACUGUGUGCAAACAAAUGCACGCCAAGGUUGUUCUUCACAGACUAGAAGAUCUGUAUGUCAGCCAAGCCCAUUAUCCUGAGUCUGCAUGCAUCAAGGACGAGGAGGAAGAGUCGCCAUCCAUUAAGGAAGAAGAAGACUUCAUACACAUUAGAGCACCUCACAAGGGAUAUGUAGCAGCAAGCAUUAGCCAUAAUGAACACACCACAGGUGCAGAGCUGGAAGGUUUCAGAAAAUAUCUUGGUGCUGAGUGGCAGCAGCCACACUCUCCUGGCGUUAAAGAGGAUGUUGAGCUCCCCCAAAUCAAAGAGGAGGAGCCAAAAUCCUGUCAACAGAAGCAACUUCCAAUCAAAAACCAGGAGGAAGACCAGCCGUGCGUUAAAGAGGAGGAAGAGGAGGAGCAUAACACCAGGUCGAGUGGUGAGCCCUUGAAGAGUGAAGAUGGUCCGAGUGAGGCCAGCAGAGGGGCGGAGCCUCCAAGAGAGGGGAGUAGCAGCAGCUCAACAGAAGGAUUGAAAGCAGACAUUAUCAUCGCUCCGUCAGACAGAAAUGCCACCACAUCACACUCACCUUACAAUGCAAUACGAUACAAUGCAAUACAAAAGCCUUUUUCCUGCUCAGUUUGUGGUCAAAGAUUCAGUCGCAGCAGCACCUUAAAACAACACACAAGAGCCCACACUGGCGGAAAAUCUUUUUCUUGCUCAGUUUGUGGUCAAAGAUGCAGUUGCAAGAGUUCCUUAAAAAUACACACAAGAAUCCACACUGGCGAAAAACCUUUUUCCUGCUCAGUUUGUGGUCAAAGAUUCAGUCGCAAGAGCAACUUAAAACAACACACACGAACCCACACUGGCGAAAAACCUUUUUCCUGCUCAGUUUGUGAUCAACGAUUCACUUGGAAGCAUCACUUAAAACGACACUCAAGAAUCCACACUGGCGAAAAACCUUUUUCCUGCUCAGUUUGUGGUCAAAGAUUCAGUCGCAAGAGCAACUUAAAACAACACACAAGAACCCACACUGGCGAAAAACCUUUUUCCUGCUCAGUUUGUGAUCAACGAUUCACUUGGAAGCAUCACUUAAAACAACACUCAAGAAUCCACACUGGCGAAAAACCUUUUUCCUGCUCAGUUUGUGAUCAACGAUUCACUUGGAAGCAUCACUUAAAACGACACACAAGAACCCACACUGGCGAAAAACCUUUUUCCUGCUCAGUUUGUGGUCAAAGAUUCAUUCGGAAGCAACACUUAAAACGACACAUAAGAACCCACACUGGCGAAAAACCUUUUUCCUGCUCAGAUUGUGGUCAAAGAUUCAUUCGGAAGGAUUUGAUGAAGAGACACUUGUGUAUUGAAGUGAGAAGCAGUGGCCAAUGACUGUUUUGCCUGUCAUCCAUCUUGGCUUCAUCAGAUGUUGUGCACGUAGGACGAUUGUAUUCCAUAGAGCUUCCUUAAAUCUUGUUGAGGACUGAUACUUUUGGUGCCUUGCUUUGUCCAAUUGUUGUAUGAUGUACAUCCACCCUAUUCCCAAAACCUCAGCUGAUUGAACUCUAUUAAGUUUGUAAUGUUUGUGUGUAUGGAGUCACAGGAGUGCCAAAAUUAAAAAUAAAUAAAUGAAUGAAUAAAUAAAUAUGAAGAGAAAUAAAUCUAUAAAUAAAUAACGGAAUAGGUAAAUAAA